Molecule: messenger RNA, 1473 nt
Organism: Fusarium redolens
Lineage: Eukaryota; Fungi; Ascomycota; Sordariomycetes; Hypocreales; Nectriaceae
Exons: 2
Coding region: 1-1473 (490 amino acids)
Biological process (GO): proteolysis
Molecular function (GO): metalloexopeptidase activity
Source: RefSeq, a predicted model, not a curated record
AUGAAGUUGACUACAGCGACUGCUCUCUUGGCUCUUUCGCCUUUGACAGAGGCUACCAAGCCGCCAGUGAGCUCAAAGAAGCUCCAAAAGCUCAUCACUGAGAAGGGGUUGAUGCACAACUUGAAGAAACUCAAUGCCAUCGCCUACGCCAAUGGAGGAAACCGUGCAUUCGGUCUUCCAGGAUAUGCCGCCUCAGUAGACUUCAUCUACCACGAAAUCUCCAAACUAAAGGGCUUCAAGACAUGGAAGCAGGACUUCCCCGCCAACUUCACGCAAACUCUCGCAGCUGAGGUUACUGUCGAUGAUGAAUCGUUCAGAACUAUCGCUUUGACUUAUACACCCAGUACUCCUGAGGAGGGCGUAACAGCUGAGCUUGUUCAUGGUCCGGAAGGUGAAGCUGCAUGUGAUGCCGCAAACUAUGAAGGUCUAGGUGUCAAAGGAAAGGUUGUCCUCGUUGAACGUGGUCUUUGCCCUGACGGUACCACUUUUGCUGGCAAGGUUAAGCCAGCUGCUGCUGCCGGUGCCCAGGUCGUUGUUCUUUAUAACUCGGAUGAGACUAAGCUUACAGCUGGUACUCUAUCUGCACCUAACCCAAAGGAGUACGUGCCCGCUGGACUUAUCGACCAAGACCCUGGGCAGGCUCUCAAGGCUAGACUUGAUGCUGGAGAAAAGCUCGAGGUGUUUGUCAAGAUCAUUCAAACUAUCGAAGAGCGCAUCACCCAGAACGUCUUUGCCGAAACCAAGGGUGGCGAUGGCGAAAAUGUCGUCAUGCUCGGCGCUCAUCUCGACUCCGUGCAGGCAGGACCUGGUAUCAAUGAUGAUGGAUCAGGAACAACUCUGAUCCUCGAAACGGCAAAGGGUCUACAGCACUUUUCCACCAAGCUCAAAAUCCGCUUUGGAUGGUGGGGCGCCGAGGAGAACGGCCUUGUUGGAUCUCGCUACUACGUCAACAACCUAAAGACCGCUGACGUUGAUAACCUCCUGGCUUAUCUCAACUUCGACAUGGUAUCUCGUGGCUUCUUUGGUGUUUUUGACGGAACUGGUGAGAACAAGGGCCCCGGUGGACCUCCUGGCUCGGAAGUCAUUGAGGAUCUGUUCCGAGAGUUCUUUGAGAAAGAAAAGAUCGAAGUUACACCCGUUGGUCUCACCGGUGGAACAGACUACGUUCCCUUCCUCCAGGUCAUCAAAAAGCCAGUUGGCGGUCUCUUCACUGGAACUGGUCUUGAGCAGGAUGCUUGCUAUCACCAGGCUUGCGAUAACAUUACUAACCCUGUUCCUGAGACUCUGCACAUCAAUGCUAAAGCGGCUGCACAUGUUUUGAGUAAGCUUGCUAUCGAUGGUGUUAAGCUUAUUCCCAAGACACCGUCUAACACGACAGUUGGGUCGAUCAAGAGAGUCAGAGAUGCUGCUUCGUUACAUAUGCAUGAUGUCACUGGCUUCGAGGGCAAGAUCUGUGAUCACGAUAUUAUCUAG